Molecule: messenger RNA, 663 nt
Organism: Monopterus albus (swamp eel)
Lineage: Eukaryota; Metazoa; Chordata; Actinopteri; Synbranchiformes; Synbranchidae
Product: patatin-like phospholipase domain-containing protein 2
Exons: 4
Coding region: 58-663 (201 amino acids)
Biological process (GO): lipid homeostasis; triglyceride catabolic process
Cellular component (GO): cytoplasm; membrane; lipid droplet
Molecular function (GO): triacylglycerol lipase activity
Source: RefSeq, a predicted model, not a curated record
CCUAGAUGCUGACUGAAGAGACUUCAGACAUGCAGUUUUGACUUUCCAUCAGAAAAAAUGUUCCGCUGGGACAAAGAGUGGAACAUGUCUUUCGCAGGCUGUGGCUUCAGGAGUAUUUACUACCUGGGAGCUUUGAGCUGUAUCCUGGAGCGGGUGCCGCAGCUGGUUCGAGGAGCUUCUAAAAUCGGUGGAGCUUCAUCUGGUUGUCUUGUUGCUGCAGCUGUGACUGUCGGCUUUCCCAUUGAGCAGUUCUGUAAUGAAGUGUUGAAAAUGGCGAGAGAGGCCAGAAAGCACGCCCUGGGAGUUUUCCACCCAGGCUUCAAUAUGCUGCAGAUGAUAUGGGUGGGCCUGGUGGAGAAGCUUCCAGAAGACGCCCACCUUCGGGCAUCCGGAAAGCUCUGCGUGUCCCUCACCAGAAUGGCUGAUGGGAAGAACGUUUUGGUGUCAGAGUUUAACAGCAGAGAAGAGCUGAUUCAGGUUCUGAUGUGCAGCUGCUUUUUCCCUGUUUACUGUGGUUUCACCCCACCUUCAUACCGUGGAGUGAGCUUCCUGACCAAGACAGGCAACAACAUCAAUCAUGAUAAACAACACCCUCUCAUCGGUACAGCAAGCAAUAAAAAUUUUGAAUGGAUCAAAACCUGUAAAACCCCAAGUCUGCAUUAA